GGGCACAACUCAAAUCUUGAAGUGGAGGGAGGAAAUUUGGGCACCCAAAUACUAGAAGAUAAGAUUCAACCAUCUAAAUGUGUAAAUGCAUGGUUUAAGUUUUUCGCGAAAGUUGAAGAUCCUACAAGAUCAUUAAAGUUUUACUUGAAACGCCACAAG
Messenger RNA from Sphenostylis stenocarpa, 159 nucleotides. NCBI's taxonomy places the organism in Eukaryota, Viridiplantae, Streptophyta, Magnoliopsida, Fabales, Fabaceae. The record is from the annotation of a GenBank genome assembly.